This is a messenger RNA of Moneuplotes crassus, 1129 nucleotides long. NCBI's taxonomy places the organism in Eukaryota, Ciliophora, Spirotrichea, Euplotida, Euplotidae. The record is from the annotation of a GenBank genome assembly.
CACAAAAUGUCUAUAAGAUUUCCAUCACCCUCAAGAAAGCCCAGUGAAUUUGGCAGUCCAAUCAAAGCCAGUCAUCAAGUUUCCGGUCUCAGACGCCUAAAUCGUUUUCAAAAAUGCCGAAAUCAAACUAAGUGAGUAAAUUUACCUCGAAUUUCUGGACGAGAGAAUCAGAAUCAGACUUCGAUAGCUCCUCAUUUACAUUUAAGUAACAACGGAAAUGAUAGGGGUGAGUCUCCAGAGAGACAGCUUUAUAAGUAUCUCAAAAAUCGAGUGAUAACUAGAAGAAGUAUCAGUGUGGCUUCAACUAAGAAGGUGCCUAAGAGCACAUUUAACUCCAUUAAUAUAAGUAGAAAGCUUUCUAAUCGGGCGAGCCUCGAUCUCAACUCGCCUUGGCCAACAAGAUCUACUAUUAAAUCAGUUAUUUCCAAAUUACAGAAAUAAGAUCCAGUACAUGCAGAAGAAAGAGGAUCAAAAAUCCUUGAUAAAGGAGAAAUUACGGCUUGAUAAAGAAAAGUUUAUGGAACUGCAACUCCAAAGAAAGAGACAGAAGCAAGCUAAAGCUCAGGCAAGGCAACGGAAGCACAAGGCAGCUACAGCUAUCCAGAGAGCUUUUAAGAACUAUCUCCUGCUGAAGAGGAUCAAGGAGUAUGAGAAGCGAUACCAAGAGGUCCAAAAGAGAACAAUUGCUGCAAUGAAAAUCCAGCUAUUUUGGAGAUCUUACCUUAACUCUAAGAGGAGGGAUAGAGAUCACAAAGAGCAGAGCAUUAAGAAGGUUGAAAAGAAGAUGAUCAACUACUUUACUGACUAUAUUAUCACUUUCAAGUACCUUAAGCCAAAGUUUCAUAAGAUUAUCAAACAGUUUGACAAUCUUGUCAAACAUAAGAAAGCUAAUGUAGUCGAUUCUGCUUGUGUGACCAUCCAGUAUUGGGUUAGAAAAUUUCUGAAAAAAUUAAGAGCAAAGAGAAAGAAGGCUCCAGCUAAAAAGAAGAGGAAGAAGAAGGCUCCUUGGCAGAAGCCCUCUUGGAAUACCUCUUUUAGCAAGAAUAAUUCAGGUAGAUUUAAUGCUGAGAAGCAAAGACGGAUUAAGGAGAAUCUGGAAAAACUUAAAAUGAAGGGCAAGAGAUAAGCU